Messenger RNA from Vombatus ursinus (common wombat), 1761 nucleotides. It is a transcript of the gene WDR18, whose product is annotated as WD repeat domain 18. Gene Ontology annotation, molecular function: protein binding. NCBI's taxonomy places the organism in Eukaryota, Metazoa, Chordata, Mammalia, Diprotodontia, Vombatidae. The coding region runs from base 6 to 1304 and encodes 432 amino acids. Gene Ontology annotation, biological process: rRNA processing; DNA-templated DNA replication. The transcript is spliced from 10 exons. The record is from RefSeq and is a predicted model, not a curated record. Gene Ontology annotation, cellular component: nuclear pre-replicative complex.
CAAAGAUGGCGGCGCCCGUGGAAGUAGCGGUGUGUACGGACUCAGCCGGCCAACUGUGGAAUUGUGCCGUGUGGGAGCUGCACUCGGGCACCAGCCUCCAUACGUAUCGUGGCGGGCAGACCGGGCCCCGCAGUCUCGCGCUGCUCAACGGCGAGCACCUGCUGGCGGGACAGCUCGGCAAGAACUACAUUUGCGCCUGGGAGCUGCAGCGAAAGGAUCAGCUUCAACAGAAGAUUGUGUGCCCCGGACUGGUGACGUGUCUGACUGCGGCUCCCAAUGGCCUCUAUGUCCUGGCAGGCAUUGCAGAAAGCAUAUACUUAUGGGAGGUUUCCACAGGGAACCUCCUGGCCAUCCUGAACCGACACUACCAAGACCUUUCCUGCCUGGCGUUCACGGAUGACAGCAGUCACUUCCUCUCGGGUGGCAAAGACUGCCUGGCCUUGGUGUGGAGCCUCCACAGUGUGUUGCAGGUGGAACAGUCCAAAGUUCCUGAUCCCCGCCAUGUGUGGUCUCAGCACACUCUUCCCAUCACAGAUCUGCACUGUGGUUUUGGGGGGCCCUUAGCCCGAGCCGCCACUGCCUCUUUGGACCAGACGGUGAAGCUGUGGGAGAUCUCUUCCGGUGAACUGCUCCUCUCUGUUCUCUUCGAUAUGGCCAUCAUGUCUGUGACGAUGGACCUGGCUGAGUACCACCUGUUCUGCGGGGGCAGCGAUGGGUCUGUGUUCCAAGUUGACCUUUUCUCUUGGCCUGGGCAGAGAGAGAAGACCUUCCGCCCUGAGCAGGAGAAUGGAAAGCUGUUCAAAGGACACCGGAACCAGGUGACGUGUCUCUCGGUGUCGGCCGACGGCAGCCUGUUGCUAUCAGGCUCACACGAUGAAACGGUGAGACUGUGGGAUAUCCAGAGCAAACAGUGCAUUCGGACCGUGAGCCACAAAGGUCCCGUCACCAAUGCCUUCAUCGUGCUGGCCCCAGCCAGCAUGUUCAACCCAGACUGCAAGCCAACCCUGCCCCUGCCCAAGUUCAGCAAGAACCUUCUGGGAACUGAGAGCAGUGAAGGAUCGGGGAAUGAGGCAGUGAUGCUGCGCCUUGGUGUGCACCGGCAGGGAUCUGAGAAGAGCUAUUUGGAGAGAGCAGAGAAGCUGCAUUCGGUGAUGUGCACUACGUUGGACAAGAACUCCCUGGGAGACCAGGAGCAGCUGAAAAUCCGGGUGACCGAGCUGGAGGAAGAGGUAAACACCUUACGGAGAAUCAACAAGGACCUCUUUGACUUCUCCAGCCACAUCAUCACCAAGCCACCCAAAUGACUCCCAGCUCCGCCCGCUUGGCCUGCCCAGGAGAAGCCAGCGGCGACAUGGCCCAGACCUGCGUGGAGCUGGAGCCCGCAGCCCACAGUUCGGCCACGCACACCAGGACCCCUUCCCCUUCUGGGCACAGACCACCCUUGUGAUUCGGAACGCAUGGCCUUCACAGGGCAUCCCGGGCUAUGGAGUGGGUGGGGGCACACAGCGGCCAGCAGCCAUAGACUCUGCACUGGUGGUGAGAGCUGAGGCCCGGACUUUGUCUGCGCAGACGCUGGCUCCUCAGAACUGCCUGGGGGCUGAGAGAGGGGCCAGCACCCAGAGGAGGGGGAGCCCCUGUCACCAUGGGGUCUCCUGGAGCCACGGAUAACAUGGCUGGCACACAUCACCAACCGACCAAGGGGCAGUUUACAGUUUUUUAGUCCAUGAGAUCCUGGAUUUUGAUAAAAGGGCUUUUUUCCUC